Molecule: messenger RNA, 1128 nt
Organism: Cladocopium goreaui
Lineage: Eukaryota; Dinophyceae; Suessiales; Symbiodiniaceae
Source: the annotation of a GenBank genome assembly
AUGAAUAUCAACUACAAGGAAUUGAAAUCAGCGAUGGCCGACAACAAGGAUUGCAGCUCGGUCAAGACCUUUGACGGAGUCUCCAAGGUGCUGGAGGAGCAGAAGCCAGCUGCAUUCAUCUUGGAAAACGUUGACAUGGAGCCGAGCAAAACCGGGAGCAGCAAAAACCAAGAUGGCAAAGAUCAGUCGAACCUCGGCCUGGUGUUGGCCAGGCUGCAAAAAUGCGGAUACACAGUCAAGACAGCAAAGCUGCGGUCAGACUCCUUUGGGCUGCCGCAGCGGCGUUGCAGGCUGUACUUUUUCGGCGUGAGGCAAGUUGAGAGGAUGAAUGGGAACAAAGUACUGGAGAACCUUGAGGGCUUGCUCGAAGCCAUGCAGUGCCCUUUGCGGUUCACUCCAGCCCCUUGUCGGAGACUGAAGACGGGCCAGGGCCAAGUGAAAUCUGAUGGAAAACAACAGCUAGCGGAGUUGCUCUAUCCUUCAGACGAUGCGCGCGUGACAGCUGAGCUGCAGCGACUUCAGGCAAAGAAGCUCAAAUCAAAGACCAAGCAGACAGAUGAUGAGACGUCAGCUCGCUGGAUGUCUACGCACAAGCAGCUGGCCGCGGACAGACAAAUGGACUAUCCCCUGAAGGUUUCGGAGAAGCUAGCUGGGGCUCCUUGGUUCCAGCUCCUUCAGAACCGGGAAAAGGAGGCAGUUUGCUUCGUUGAGGAAUGGAACAGGGAGCGCCGUGGAAAGGGCGAGCCUUUGAUCUCUUUUGUCGACAUCAGUCAGACGGUGACCCGCAUGGCGCAGUCCACCGAGGACAGCAAGGUCAUUCCAACGGUGCUUCCCGGAGCGAAGUUUUGGAAUGUUCCUCUGUGCCGAUGGGUCAUGGGUUCGGAGAUGUUGAGAUUCCAGGGCCUGUAUGUGGAGGAGAUGGCCUCCGAUGUGACGGAGUCUGAGAAGCUGCUGGCUGACUUGGCAGGGAACGCCUUCAGCUCAUGCUGCAUUUCAGCAGCAGUUUUUGCGCUGUUGGCGUCCCUGCAAUAUGAGUCAGACUCGGAGGACGAGCAGCUUGCUGCGAUCAGCCAGGCCUUCACGGCCGUUGCCCUGCUGGGCCGCAGGGUCCGAGGGGAUCAGCAGUAG